AUGAUAUCUCUCAAGCGCCAAACAUUGCUAAUUGACCUUGAUGAUGUAGUUUAUGAUGCAGAUUUUAUUCCAUUAGGCGUCUAUUUCGAUGUUAUUGAUCUCACUGCCGCAGAACUAAAUAUUUCGCCUGAUCUAGUUGAAGAAGCUUGCGAACCACCAAAAGGAUCUGGUGCUGUCGGAGUAUUUAAUUGGAUUCUAAGAAUAUGCGAGAACGAUCUAGAAAAUUAUUUACAAUUUUGUGAAUUAAUGUGCCAAAAGAUUGAUUAUUCCAAAGUUGAACGCGAUUAUCAUCUUUACGUACUUUUAUGUGCAGCUUCAAAGAAAUAUAACGUCUAUCUUGCAACAAAUAAUUGUCGGUCACAUGUUGAUCGUGUCUUAAGGAUGAGAUUCGGUAAAAAUGUCCGUAACGCGUGUAUUAAAUGUAUCGCCAUUGAAGAUACGUUUUAUGAUGGAAUGUUUCAUCCAAAAGAAGUACCUGGUAAUCUUUCAAUCUAUGCUAUGCUAGCCAAUACAGAACCACCUAAUUGCACAUUGUAUGAUGAUACUAUGGCCAAUCUAGAAUGUGCUCGAAGAAUUGGAAUGAAGACAUUAUAUAUUACAAAAACAUACUCUCUUACAAAAGCUCUAGAAGAACUUCUUCAAUAA
Messenger RNA from Trichomonas vaginalis G3, 645 nucleotides. Its product is annotated as HAD-like family. The transcript has a single exon. The coding region runs from base 1 to 645 and encodes 214 amino acids. The record is from RefSeq and is a predicted model, not a curated record. Lineage: Eukaryota; Parabasalia; Trichomonadida; Trichomonadidae.